AUGAUGGGGACUUCUCACUCCGACGUAUCGAAACAUCUGGUGCAACCUGAGGACUUGGAAUCCUGGAAUGGACGUCGGUGGCGUCGAUUCUCUACUGGGUAUCCUUGGUCUGUCUUGCUUGUCGCAGCCGUAUUCGCGCUCGUACUACGGAGAAUUCAACAACAUAUAGCCAACGAAUCCUCUCGAGAUUUACACCCGAGUCCACAUCUAUCGACCGCUGAGUUUGAUUGGUACAAGCUCCAACCACACGAGAAUAUCACCUGGACACCCUGCUUCGACGACCACAAAUAUCUCGCAAACUACAAAGGAACGAUAUUUCUUAACCCUGGAGGUCCUGGUGGAUCUGGAACAGCGCUUAUGCCAGUCCGAGGAGAGAUGAUUUCGAAGAUUGUGGGUCCAGAAUUCGAUCUUCUGGGCUUUGAUCCUCGCGGGGUGGGCGCCACGACGCCACCGGCUCAAUGCUUUGGUUCGGAUCGGGGGUAUAAACAAUGGGGUUUGCAGUCACUCUAUAGCUUGCUUCUCUCUGCGAAGGAGACGUUCGGACGGGCUCGUAGUCGGGAGAAGGUUGUUGCAGACAUGUGUCUUCGCGCUCUUGGAGGGAAUGGCAAGGAGGAAGCGGGCGGGACUGGCGAGGAGUGGGGAGCGGGAAGAUUUAUGAGCACACCGUAUGUCGCGACGGACAUGUUGAAGAUCGUGGAGAAGUUGGGCCAGGAGAAGUUGCAGUACUGGGGCUUCAGCUAUGGCACAGUCCUGGGCCAGUAUUUUGCCGCCAUGUAUCCGGACAAAGUCGGACGACUCGUUCUGGACGGGGUGUUCGACGCGGAGAAUUACAGCAAAGGCCUCUGGUCCUCAAAUCUCGAAUUCAUGGAAUCCGUCCACCAAGCCUUUUAUGGUUUCUGCUCCAUGGCGGGUCCAUCGAACUGCGCGAUUUACGAGCCGAGCCCGGAGAGGGUCAAAGAAAGGGUCGACAAGAUAUUCGUUGACCUUGUUCGAUCUCCCGUACCCGUCCCUUUCGCGUCUUCCGGCCCAGCUGUGAUCACAAAGGAUUUUGCGCGGGUUAGACUCUUUCAGGCGCUUUACGAGCCAUAUUUAUUCUUCGGGCACAUGGCGGACGAGUUGUAUGCCGUGGAGACGAGAAAUCAGACGGUCUUGGAGGAAAAGGUCGACGGCUUGCUAUCUCACUCAUGCGACUGUGGUACGGAAGGCCUCCCCUGGACGGCAGAUAAUGAGGCCCUUUACGCCGUUGCGUGCGGUGAUUCCGGUCCACUCAUCGAGGAACCAGGUCAAUUCGAAGCUCAUUACGCCAAGCUCGCAGCGAAGUCGCCCUUAGUAGCGCCCAUGUGGGCGUUGUUCCACCUCCGUUGCUUGGAGUGGAAGAUUGAAGCGAAGUGGCGGUAUACGGGCCCUUACUCCGCAAACAACACGGCACAUCCUAUUCUCAUCGUCAAUCCCUCGUACGAUCCAGUCUGUCCUAUAACUGAUGCGCGGAAAGUGCGCGAGCGGUACGCCGGUGCAGGUCUGUUGGAGCAGCAUUCGUAUGGGCAUUGUUCGUGGUCAGCACCUUCGGUUUGUACGGCGAAGGCAGUACGGACGUACUUCGUGAAUGGAACGUUGCCGGAGGAGGGUACCGUUUGUGAGCCAGAUAGGCUCCCGUUUGGGAUGGAGAAUGGGAAGAAGGUUCAGACACUGUCGAUGGAAGAUGUUGAGUUGUUAGAUGCAUUGAGAAGGCUGGCAGGUGCGGUACCAGGACUGGGACCAUGGUAAGCUAGCAGAGCUCGUAGUGCGCCUUAGUCGAUGCCACACUGCUGUACUGUGGAGGAGAAUUUUCCAACGAUUUCCGACUGAGUAAAGAUAUAGUGAACAAAAGACUUCCAGUCCUGUAUUUUGACUCGUAGGGCUUCCCUUCCGAAUGAGCAACUGCAUUCGC
Stereum hirsutum FP-91666 SS1 is the source of this 1927-nucleotide messenger RNA. RefSeq names its product alpha/beta-hydrolase. The record is from RefSeq and is a predicted model, not a curated record. The transcript has 4 exons. Lineage: Eukaryota; Fungi; Basidiomycota; Agaricomycetes; Russulales; Stereaceae. The coding region runs from base 1 to 1764 and encodes 587 amino acids.